UCCAUCAGCCGGAUCAAACAGUCAGCUUCUGCAAAGAACCUCUGGAUCAUCUCACACAGUAACCAUGCAGCUGUGCAUCAGAAGACUGGCUUGCCUGGCUCUCCUCGCCGGGGUUCUGGUGAUGGCAGCGUCGGCCUCCGAAAAUAAGAUAGUCAGGUGCUGCACUUCAGUCAGUAUCGCAAACAUCACCGCUCCAAUCCUGGGCUACAGGAUCCAGAGGAAGAACCUCCCAUGUGUCCGUGCCGUUAUAUUUGAGACCGCAGAGGGAGAAGUCUGCAGCCACUGGAAGCAGGACUGGGUGUUUGAGAAGAUCAUGGAGCUAGAGAAAAUCCGCAAAGAAAAGCAGAACACUACUCUUGCCCCUACAACCUCCGGCCUUUAGAAAGCACUCCUUCCCAUCAUUAUAUAACUAUAGCAAAUUGUCUUGAAUUAAUUUAAAAUAUUUAAAAUGCUUUCUAAUGUUAUCCUGUAAUAUUUAAUAUUUAUUAUA
Messenger RNA from Plectropomus leopardus (leopard coralgrouper), 490 nucleotides. RefSeq lists its product as uncharacterized. Lineage: Eukaryota; Metazoa; Chordata; Actinopteri; Perciformes; Serranidae. Gene Ontology annotation, cellular component: extracellular region. Gene Ontology annotation, molecular function: chemokine activity. Gene Ontology annotation, biological process: immune response. The record is from RefSeq and is a predicted model, not a curated record.